AUGUCUGAUGCAUCCUUGUACAGCGACAUUGCGUCUCUCAGAGAGACCGUGAAGUCGGGAAAUGAAUCCAUUGAUGAUGCUUCCCGAACCAAAGCCCUAAAAGCCGCCAAAGACCUGGUAGCGGAACUGUCCUCUCCUAUCGAAAGGGCCAUCCAGGAUGUAUCAGUCAACCUCGCCGUCCCUAUGGCCCUUCGCAUGGGCGUCCAGCUGGGCAUUUUCACCGCAGUCCAAGACCACAAAACCGAGGGAACCACCACCCAGCAGAUUGCAGAAGGCGCCAGUGCUAGUCCGAUUGUCGUCGGCCAAAUCUUGAAAGUCCUCUCUGCCGCGAACUACGUUCUUGAAGUGGGAGUACAGCUGUACAAGCCCUCUGCUCUUACCGCAGUCAUGGCAGAUCCGAUAAUGGAAGCUACAACGAGAGCAACCUUCGAUAUUGGGCAACCCUGCGUGACGUAUGGUCCCGAGUUCUUUCGUCGAAACGGAAACCAGUUCCCAAGCUCUGUGGAAGAUACCCCAUUCCAGUUAGCAAUGAAGACAAGGCUAAGCUACUGGGACUGGCUAGGCGAGAACCAGUCAUUGGCGGAGGACUUCCAGCAGUUCAUGACUAUCAAACAGCAGAAGACGCCCUGCUGGGUUGACUGGUUUGAUGUCAACGGUAUCAUCCUAGAUGGAUUCAGGAACAAUAAUAAAGAGAGUAUCUUACUCGUGGAUGUUGGCGGGGGCGAGGGACAUUAUACGAAUGCCUUUAACAGCAAGUUCCCUGAUGCAGGCCGCCACGUCCUGCAAGACCUACCUCACGUUCUCUCGAAUAUAACCAAUCCCCCCGAUGCAACCGAGUUGGUGGCGCACGAUAUGUUCAAACCCCAGCCAGUAAAAGGCGCAAGGGUAUACUAUCUCCACUGGAUUCUACAUGACUGGUCUGAUACCCAGGCCCGCGAAAUCCUAGCCCAUAUCGUUGAAGCCAUGGAGCCGGGGUACUCGCGUUUGGUGAUUAACGAGAAUAUCAUCCCCGAUAGAGACUGUGACUACAAUGUAGCUUGUCUGAGUAUGCUGAUGAUGGUCCAGGUUGGGGCAUUGGAAAGAACGGAGCUGCAGUGGCGCGAGUUACUCAGUUCCGUGGGACUGACGGAUAUCUCUUUUUACCAAACCCCAGAGGGCCCGGGGGGUGGUGAGGGUGUUAUUGUUGCUGUGAAGUCCUGA
This is a messenger RNA of Aspergillus puulaauensis, 1200 nucleotides long. RefSeq lists its product as uncharacterized. The transcript is spliced from 4 exons. Gene Ontology annotation, molecular function: O-methyltransferase activity. The coding region runs from base 1 to 1200 and encodes 399 amino acids. NCBI's taxonomy places the organism in Eukaryota, Fungi, Ascomycota, Eurotiomycetes, Eurotiales, Aspergillaceae. The record is from RefSeq and is a predicted model, not a curated record.